ACCAGCCAGGAACUCAGGUCCUGAUGGACUUUUACAACCAGGUGCUGAGGACGAAACUGAAGACACUUCUGAGACUGAAGAGAGUGAGGAUGAUUGGAUGGAGACCAGGGAAACUCAGACAGGAUUAAAUAGAAGAAAUAACAAACAGCCUCUAAGUGAUAUGGGAUGUAAGACAGAAAAAAAAUCGUUUAGCUGCUCUGAGUGUGGUAAAAGAUUUAUCAAUAGGGGACAUCUAAAUAAACAUAUGAGGACUCAUACAGGAGAGAAGCCGUUUAGUUGCUCUGAGUGUGGUAAAAGAUUUACCGAAAGGGGCAAUCUAAAUGCACAUAUUAGGAUUCAUACAGGUGAGAAAACGUUUAGUUGCUCUGAGUGUGGUAAAAGAUGUAGCCAUAGGGGCAAUCUAAAUACACAUAUGAGGAUUCAUACAGGAGAGAAGCCGUUCAGUUGCUCUGAGUGUGGUAAAAGAUUUACAGAAAGGGGCAAACUAAAUAAACAUAUGAGGAUUCAUACUGGAGAGAAGCCGUUCAGUUGCUCUGAGUGUGGUAAAAUAUUUACCCAAAGGAGCAGUCUAAAUAGACAUGUGAGGAGUCAUACAGGAGAGAAGCCGUUCAGUUGCUCUGAGUGUGGUAAAAGAUUUACAGAAAGGGGCAAACUAAAUAAACAUAUGAGGAUUCAUACUGGAGAGAAGCCGUUCAGUUGCUCUGAGUGUGGUAAAAGAUUUACCCAAAGGAGCAGUCUAAAUAGACAUGUGAGGAGUCAUACAGUAGAUAAACUGUUAAGUUGAUCUGAGUGUGGUAAAAGAUUAAAGAUUCAGUCCUAUUGUACGAAACGUGAGGAUUCAUAAAGGAGAUAAAUGACUCAGUUGCAGCCUUUGCAACAAAAGAGUUAUUAGGGUUUAGCAGAUAUUAAUAUUU
Messenger RNA from Limanda limanda (common dab), 914 nucleotides. Its product is annotated as oocyte zinc finger protein XlCOF19-like. Gene Ontology annotation, cellular component: nucleus. NCBI's taxonomy places the organism in Eukaryota, Metazoa, Chordata, Actinopteri, Pleuronectiformes, Pleuronectidae. Gene Ontology annotation, biological process: regulation of transcription by RNA polymerase II. Gene Ontology annotation, molecular function: DNA-binding transcription factor activity, RNA polymerase II-specific; RNA polymerase II cis-regulatory region sequence-specific DNA binding. Bases 98 to 784 code for a protein of 228 amino acids. The transcript has a single exon. The record is from RefSeq and is a predicted model, not a curated record.